Messenger RNA from Cyprinodon tularosa, 1723 nucleotides. Its product is annotated as ETS translocation variant 5-like. The transcript is spliced from 13 exons. The record is from RefSeq and is a predicted model, not a curated record. Bases 166 to 1650 code for a protein of 494 amino acids. Gene Ontology annotation, molecular function: sequence-specific DNA binding; DNA-binding transcription factor activity, RNA polymerase II-specific. Gene Ontology annotation, cellular component: nucleus. Lineage: Eukaryota; Metazoa; Chordata; Actinopteri; Cyprinodontiformes; Cyprinodontidae. Gene Ontology annotation, biological process: cell differentiation; regulation of transcription by RNA polymerase II.
GUACUGCGCUUCGAUUAUCUUAGAGCUCUUCAUUGAGAAAAAUCCACAGCCGAGUGUUUAUUCGAGGAGCUGCAGGCGAUGUACGGGGGGGGCGAAAUCGCAACCACUUGUAUUUAAGUCACUCUUCCAAAACGAACUUCACUAAACAGUGAAGACCACCGAAACAUGGAUGGCUUUUAUGACCAGCAGGUCCCUUUUAUGGUGCCUGAGAGUAAAUGCCACACAGUUGAGGAGAGGAGUCUCACUGACAGGCGGAGGAGGUUCUUGGACAGAGAGUUGGCUCAGGACACAGAAGAGCUUUUUCAGGAUCUGAGCCAGCUCCAGGAAAUAUGGAUUGCAGAAGCUCAGGCUCCUGAUGACGAGCAGUUUGUCCCAGAUUUCCAGUCCAAUAACUCGACGCUUCACAGCCCACAUGUCAGCAAAGUGAAGCGAGAGCCCAGUCCGUCCAAAGAUCUGUCCCCCUGCGGGACCCCCCAGGCUGAUAUGUGCCUUUACAGUUACAGUGCCUGUGAAAAUAAACCAGGUCCGGCUAACGCACCUGUAAAGCAGCGUAGCUCCAUCCACUCCGCUGGACCCCCACCCAUACGGAGGCAGCUUCAGCCAUCCCCGCCUCAUAUGACCGGCCAAACUCCAGCCUCCAGCCCCUUCCACCGCCAAAAUCUCCCCCAGUCCAACCCAAACCAGCAGUUCGCUCUGCCCUGUAACCCCGUCGGCUGCUCAGGGGCGUCUUUCAAUCCAGAGCAAAGGUUCCACCGGCAAAUGUCAGAUCCCUGUUUGCCCUUCCUGGCUCCAGAGAAAACUGCAAACAAGCCGUACCACCCUUCAGGUUGCGACGGCCGGCCGAUGUACCAGCGUCACCUGUCGGAGCCCCUCACCCCGCUCCCUCCUCAUGGUUUCAAACAGGAGCUGGUGGAUCCACGAUAUCCAGAUGCCGGGCCGGCGGGUUCUAGCCUGACCCCGCCCCAAACCGCCUUCAACCACGUCAAAAUCAAACAGGAGCCGAGAGACUUCGGCUUUGAACCCGAAGUUCAAACCUGCCAGUCAUCUUUUGGAAAGUCUCCAGUUUCGUUUCAGAAAAGCGGCGCCGGAUUUGGUUCUGACAGAGAGCCUGUUAGGUACUAUGACGACACCUGCGUUGUCCCAGAAAGACUGGAAACUAAAGUGAAGCAGGAGGGUUUGCCGUACCAACGCCGCGGUUCCCUGCAGCUCUGGCAGUUUCUGCUAACGCUGCUCGACAAUCCGGCAAAUGCACACCUGAUUGUGUGGACGGGGCGCAACAUGGAGUUUAAACUGAUCGAUCCGGAAGAGGUGGCUCGCCUUUGGGGCAUCCAGAAAAACCGACCAGCCAUGAACUACGACAAACUGAGCCGCUCACUGCGGUACUACUACGAAAAGGGCAUCAUGCAGAAGGUAAAGGUUGCCGGGGAAAGGUACGUCUACAAAUUUGUGUGCAACCCCGACGCACUGUUCUCCAUGGCCUUCUUGGAAAACCAGAGGCCCAGUCUGAAAGCCGACCUUGACGCCAUCCUGCCCCCUAGCGAAGAGGACGGCUUCCCCCUCCCUAGCUACGAGGAGGAAGGGCCUUACUUGGUGGACGGUGGGGAGCAGUGCGUCCAGGGGCUGGGUUUCCCCGACAGCUACCCAUACUAGUCAGCAGCUCAAAGGAAAAAAAAAAACGGCAAAACCUUAACGACACAGCUACAUUUCAGAUAAGAGAUUUAAU